AUGGCCUCAAUGUAUCGAACCGCCCUAGGAACUCUGUUCUUGUCUGCUGUCGCUUUCCCAGCCGUGUACCAGCCUCUCCUCACGCCUUUGUGGCAAUGGCUGAUACAGAACCCACUGUACCGUCUUUCGACCUUCGAGACAAUUUGGACCGUCUUUCUAUAUGCAGUGAUCGAAGUUUCGAUGACAGUCGUCUUCAUGCGAAACCCGCGAUGGAGGUUUGCAGUGCAGGCGAAGAAACACCAGGGAGAUGCGGUGAAGAAACCACACGGCAUGCGACGACCUUCCCGGCGAUGGGGCGAGGCUGUUACAUACAUGACGCCGCUACUACUUAUGGACCUGACCAUGAUCAAGAAAUUCGCUGACGUGCCGCUCACGGCGAUGCUUGAGUCGGGCAACUAUCACGCUGCAGCCGCUGCAAUCGCUGCGAACAACUCCACGUCAACGUAUAGCAGUACCUUUCUUGUGCCGACACUGCACAACAUGACGAUGUCUUCGCCGCUGCAAACACAACGAGCUCUACCAGAGCUCCCUCCUUCGAGUCGACGAGCCGCCCUCGAGCUUGCCGCGAGCUUCUUCCUCUACGAUGCCCUCUUCUUCCUCUUCCACUUCUCGCUCCACGUUAUACCCGUAGUCAAGCAGUGGCACGCUCCGCAUCAUCGACACGCCGAGAUACACCCCCAAAUCACGAACCAGCUGCACAUCUUCGAGCGUCUGGGCUUGGUGCUGCUGGCCAACUUCAGCUUAAAUAUAAUCAAGAGCCAUGUCUUCACACGGACGUUAUUUGUGCCUAUAUUCGUCUGGCUGCUAGUCGAGCUGCAUUCGGGACUCGACCUACCAUGGGGGUACGAGAAGAUACUACCCAACGGUUGGGGUGGUGGUGCGCGGAAGCACAGUCUUCAUCAUGCACGAGGCGGUGGGGGCUACGAGCCAUACUUUACUUGGUGGGAUAUUCUUCUGGACCGAGUGGGACAUAGUCCAAAAGAACAUGUCGAAUGA
Molecule: messenger RNA, 996 nt
Organism: Alternaria atra
Lineage: Eukaryota; Fungi; Ascomycota; Dothideomycetes; Pleosporales; Pleosporaceae
Exons: 1
Coding region: 1-996 (331 amino acids)
Biological process (GO): sterol biosynthetic process
Molecular function (GO): C-4 methylsterol oxidase activity; iron ion binding
Source: RefSeq, a predicted model, not a curated record